Messenger RNA from Galleria mellonella (greater wax moth), 4309 nucleotides. It is a transcript of the gene Atf6, whose product is annotated as cyclic AMP-dependent transcription factor ATF-6 alpha. NCBI's taxonomy places the organism in Eukaryota, Metazoa, Arthropoda, Insecta, Lepidoptera, Pyralidae. Gene Ontology annotation, molecular function: DNA-binding transcription factor activity, RNA polymerase II-specific; RNA polymerase II cis-regulatory region sequence-specific DNA binding. The transcript has 13 exons. The record is from RefSeq and is a predicted model, not a curated record. Gene Ontology annotation, cellular component: nucleus. The coding region runs from base 112 to 2448 and encodes 778 amino acids. Gene Ontology annotation, biological process: endoplasmic reticulum unfolded protein response; regulation of transcription by RNA polymerase II.
GCGAUUGUUUUGGUGCAUGGUUUCGGUGUCUCUUAUUCUAAAUCUAAAUAAAUAAAUUAAAAAAAAAACAACUAUUAUUAAUUUUUAAAUGGAUUUGUCAUAAUUAUUCCGAUGGAUACGGAUAUUUUACUUGACAACAAAGACUGUUUGUACGAUGAUUUUGUAGAAGAAUUAAAUGAUUACCAUUGGUCGUCACUGUUAGAUGCAGCUGAUGCAUCACCUAGUGAAAUACUAGCUGAUGCAGCACCUGUUUUAGUAUCAUUGACAUCACCAGCCCCUAGCAUCAAGUCCUCUCCUGCUGAGAGCAGUACUUCAGAUUCUGGAAGUGAAGAUGAUUCCAAAAAUGGUUCCAUUUCACCAUCUGCACGUCAGUCAUCACAAUCACCAUACGAUUGGAUGUCCAGUUUUGAUGAAGAGCCUCCAAAUCAUUUAAAAUUAGAAGAUGUUGAAUUAUUUCUUCAGAAAACAGAUACCCCAUAUGAUAGAUUGCCUAAAGGUACUAUACUUAAGUCUUCUCCUGUAGAGAGAGAUGGACCUUUUAUGGCAAUUGAAAAUGGAGUCAUCAAGGGCGUUAAACAGGAAAAUGAUAAUUUUGAUGUACCAUUAAAUAUCCCAGAUAUAAAAUCAACUAGUUCUGUACCUUUGGUAAAUGGAAAUAAUUAUCUUCAAAAUGCUUACUUCAAUGUAGUCAAUGAAAACUCUUCAAAUAAUAUAGUAAAGGGUAACCAACAAGUAAUGUUACUAAAUGAACAAAUAAAAUUGGUUGUGGACCCAAAAGAAGUAUUUGGUAUGGUUAAGAAACCAAAUAUACUAAUGAAAAAAUCAUCUGUUGUGAUACCGACUGAGAUUACAAAUGGAGGGAAAAUUGCCAUAUCACCACUAUCUCAGAACAAAUUAAACAGUCCCAGUUACCAAAUUCAGGUGUCACCGCCUAGAAGUAAUGUUGUGAUAAGUCCAAAACCAGUAGUAAUUAAACAAGAAAUAUCUCCUACAGCAACAGUACAAAAUGGGUUACCAUCACUAUCUGAUACUAAUAAACUUAAUAUAGACAUGUCAAAGCUAACUGAAGCUGAAAUAAGAGCUGUGAAGAAACAACAAAGAAUGAUUAAAAAUCGGGAGGCAGCGAGCCAGUCACGUCAGAAGAAAAAAGAAUAUGUGACAGCACUGGAACAUCAAUUGACACUCGCACAGCAAGAGAUUUUACGGCUCCGAAUGGAAAACGAACAACUGAGGGACCAACUAGAAAUGAAUAACAAGACUCGAAAAAUACCGAGAAUCGACGCGCCCAUAUUAUUGCCAAAGAAAAAUAUAGCUCUUAUAUUUGCUAUGGUUUUCAUGAUUUCAUUAAAUUGGAACUUUCUUGGGUGGAAUUCAAAACCAAUUAUUGGUCCGACUAGUCCAGAGAGAAGUACGCGGCAUUUGCUAUGGUCGGUGGAUAAUUCAAAUGAUGUUUCUUCAGACAACGACAAUAUUUUAAACGGUACUUAUGGGACAGAUUGUCAAAACGUAACGAAUUUAAAUGAUGUUAGUAUUAAUCAAACUGAAAGCAUUAGGAUAGCUAGAGAACUAAACCGUUGGAUAAAAGGAGGCAAAACACUGAAUUGGACAUUUAAUGCGCCGAGGAAAAAAAGGGAAGCAUAUAUGAAUGAAAAAAGCAAUGAUGGAUUCCUGGAAACAUAUAAGAUGUUUCAUAAAUUAAACAUAGACGGCACGUUUGUUGAUUUCACAAAUAGGAAUCAAGCUAGGAAUGUAAGAGAGAAAUCACGUCUACGUCGAUUGAGAAGAAUUAGGGAUAUUGAUUUCCCUGACGAUUCUGUCAUGGAUUACAGUAGAUUGUAUCACAAAGCGAUAAGGAAGUCUGUUGAUGCCUUCAAUAUGGACGACCUGAGUGAGUGGAAUGCAUUUUUAGAAGCUUUACAAAGAAGGGACGACACAUUUUAUGUUGUAGGGGUUGGGAAAGGAGAACAUUUAUUAUUGCCAGCCGUGUCACACAAUACUACAAGGCCGCCUAAAAUGGCGUUAAUAUUACCUGCAAGGAGUGGGAAUGAUUCUCUGACUAAAGACCAUGUGACGCUAAUGCAAAUUGAAUGUUCUGUCGUAAACACCUCUUUAAUGAAGCUGAAGUCGGACGCAUUACCCGAAAGCAUUAGAAAGAAAUCUAACAAAGAAGUUAAAUCACCUAUGAACGUAUCAUUGUCAGAGAAUAAGAGUAAUAAUAUUAUUAGGAGAACCACCAAAGAUUCCGUCGACGCCAGCCUCUCUAGCAUAUCGUAUAAUUCGAGCAAUAAUAUUUCAAACUAUUCAAUUAAUUUGGACAAACGAAAAAACGAUGACAAUAUAGAUUCACGUAAAGAUGAUUUAUUUGUUCACUACUUAUUUUCAAAGUAUGAGGAAUCGAAAAAUUCCAUGAAGUAUACUAAGGGGAAAUUAAGAAAUACAGCAAAUUAACAUUCAAAUCAAAGUUAGGUUAUCAAGUAGAUAUAAAUUAAAAUCAAUCGAUUGAUCCUGUUUUUCUGGGCUAUCUAAUAAUAUAUAAUGUUUAUUUACCUAGUCCAGCCAUAAAUUCUCUUACAAAUGAAAAUUAAGUUUUUUUAUGAAGUAAUGUAAUAUUACUAAAAUACAUAUGUAUAGUAUUACAUACAUAUUACCUACAUAUUUAUUAAAGUCUUAACAAAAAAAUAAAAAUAUUCUAUUCUAAAUGGCCACCUUUGGCUUUUGUACAGACCUUUAAUCUGUCUGGCAAGGGAUCUAUGGAUUUACGCACUGUUUUCAAGAGAAAUUUCGGCACUGCUUGCUUUGAAGAUUUUUUUAAGAGACUACUCUAAAACUAACCAUAAUUUGAAGUUUAAUGGGUUGAGGUCUGGGCUAGAGGGCCAGUCUUCAGCUCUUACAAAGUCCGGAACGUUGGUUUUAAAGCGCAAGUUUCAGGUGCAGAGUCUUACUGGAAAGUUUACAGUAUAUUUUUAAAAAGUGUAUUGCUGUGAGGUUUCACAACACAAUCCAAAACUGUAUCUUGAUACACUUUGGCUGAAGUUUUCACUCCUUUUUCACAAAAAUGUAGUUUUGUGACUCCUUGAUAAGACACGCUCCACCAAAACAUCACUGACGCAGGAUGGUGACCAUGUUGUACCUUUCCGACCACUUGAGCAGCUUCUUUAGAACUGUGAGCGUACACUUUAUCAUUUUGCUUAUUGUAGUGUUCUUCAAUCGUGAAAAUGUUUUCAUCGGUAAAGAAGAUAUUUCUGUUCCUUUCACCUGCGUAUCGGGACAGGAGUUUUGAUUGAUCCACAAUGUAUGUAUGCAAAAACUACAAGUUACUCAGCGGGUUAUGAAUAGGGAUAUGCUCGCAGUGUCUUUGCGUGAUAGAAUUCGAAACGAGAAUAUCCGCAAAAGGACCAUAAUUACCGACAUAGCCGAAGGAUAAAUAAGCUGAAAUGGUAAUGGGCUGGUCAUAUAGCUCGAAGAACCGACAACCGAUAGGGAAGAUGAGUGGUUACCACGUACGUGUAAACGCAGUCUUGAUAAGUGACAACGACGCCCACUAGAUGGAGUGACGACCUGAAAUGCGUUGCAGAGAGUCGUAGUGGCAGUCUAUGGGGGAGGCUUAUGUCCAGCAAUGGGCGUAUAAUGGCUGAAAUGAUGAUGUUGAUGAUUUAUGGCCAGACUAGUUAUAACAAAAAAAAAAGCAAUUUGCAGUUAUAUUUACUAAAAUGUAAUUUAGCAUAUUAACAGAUCUCAAUAGAAUAUUUCAAUAGGUAUAGGCUCUAAUUUGACAUUUAAGCAUAUUUUUUAACAUAAGUUAACAAAACAUAAGCAUUCCUUAUAUACAUUUUGUAUGUAUAUCUAUAAAACCGUAUUUAAAGAUUGUGAUGGAUUAUUAAUGCUUCCGUUAUGGAAUAUCUAAAAGGCCAUUCUACUACACUGAUGUAUUUAUUUUAUUUUCUGUUAUUAAUGAUUUAACACUAUCUACUUUUAAUUAGUAGAAAAAGAAUCUAUGGAUGGACAAGUUUUUGUUACCGUAUGCAUGUAAAAAUAAAUAGGAUGUUGGACAUAGCUGUCUUGUUUUGUCUCUUGCUUUCGAUAUUGACAACAUAUCUGUCGAUAAAUUUGUUUUUCGUUUGUUUCCCUGAACAAGUGAUAAACAAAUUUACUAAUCAUUAGAGGCAGAAAUAAAUUUUAUUGUAAAGAAAUGACUAGAUGGAAAUUACCCAAGAAAAGCAAAGGUUUCUUUCUGCUAUGAGUUUUCCAGUGUGUGAUAUUUAUAUAAUAAUGUUGUAAAUGCUUAAAUAUUUUUAUAUUAUUUGUUAUU